Molecule: messenger RNA, 1236 nt
Organism: Rhipicephalus microplus (southern cattle tick)
Lineage: Eukaryota; Metazoa; Arthropoda; Arachnida; Ixodida; Ixodidae
Product: WD repeat-containing protein Grip71
Biological process (GO): microtubule nucleation; mitotic cell cycle
Cellular component (GO): cytoplasm; spindle pole; centrosome
Molecular function (GO): gamma-tubulin binding
Source: RefSeq, a predicted model, not a curated record
UCAGCCACAAUGACAGCGGCAGCCUGGCUGUCGGCCUAGAGGGAGGUGGUGUGCAACUUAUGAAGAACGGAAAGACCUUCUACUCGUACAAGCCGCACAAAUCAAGGGUGACGUGCUUGUCGUACAAUGUGAAUGACAGCUUCGUGGCGAAGUGGCGGGUACGACGGCAGCGUGGCCCUCCUCUCUGUGGACACAAAGGCCUGCAGGAAUCUCUGUGCACCAACUGCAAAGGCCGUGGUUGGGCUGCAGUGGUCGAGCCACAGCAGGUUCAAGCUGGUGACCACCUCGAUGGACGGCUACCUGUGCAUCUGGGACAGCAGCACGAGGUGCUUGAAAAGUAAGCACGCUGUGCACCAUUUCACAGGUUCCAGCUGCCUGUCGCUGUCGCCUGUCAACGAGGCGCUGGCUGUGACGGCCGGCUACGACAGAUGCCUGGUACUCUUCGACAUGCUGACCACCACUAAGGAGGCAAGUGUGGCCACACCGGAGACCCUGGAAUCGGUGGCAUUUCUGCCCGAUGGGCAACGUGUCCUGGCUGGAGGCACGUCUGGGCGUGUUUACCUCUACGACCUACGCAACACCAGACAGACUCCGCCCAGCGUGUUUAACGCCCACUCCAAAACGGUCUUGGCUGUGGCCACCAUGCGAAACCAGGAAGUGGAGGCAGAGAUGAUGGCAUUUGUGAAGGCCUGUGCGAGCGAAGCGGCCACCACCACCUCUUAUCAGCCCCGGCAGGAACUCUGUCCUCCCAUCCGGUUUUCCCUCGAUUCCGAUGUAGAAGCUGCCGGGGAUCUUGUGAAGGCCUCAACACCUUUCGCUGGCCAGGUUCCAAAGAUUGCCAGAGAUUCGCUUGGCACACGCCAGUCCGAGUCGGACGAAGUAUUCAAGAAGCCACAUGAAUCUAACAUUCUGGAUGCAUCGUGGACUUCAGGGACCUCCCCCUCUGUUUACAAUCAGCAGCCUUUUCGUCUCAGUGACUUCAUGCCGGUGUUGGACGACGUGGUUGUGGGCAAUGCAAGCCGUGUCUCCCUGUCAAACGUCUCGGAGAAAGCGGAUCUUGGAGUCGGAAGCCGAGGAGUGUCGGCACGGGAGUCUCUUGCUGUAAAUGGAACCGAGGCCCCAUUGCACAAUAGUCCCGCAAGCAUAAAGGAUUCUUCGGCUUUGAUCAACUCAGUGCUAUCGGCUUCGAAGGAAUCCUCGGGAGACCCUCAGAAUGCAGGCAAAGCAGCCGCUAUG